GUUUUUUCCUUCAAUAAAUCGAUCAGAUUUACGCCGCAACCGAUUGCUCCUUGUUUUUAUUCCCCCGGAUAAUCUUCAAUAGAAGUGUUCUGGGGUUAAUUCAUUUUGGGGGAUUUUAAAGUUCAUCAGUCAAGUACCAGCUGAUUCCCUUUUUGUUUCAACUGGGCAGGGCUGAAGCUGGGAACCCCCUGCAACUGGAUACUGACAUUUAUAAGGCACCCUUUCCCCGAAUCGAGAACGAAGACGUUGUCGCAAGAGCAGUGUCUCAGGUAUGGAUUGGAUAGCUGUGUUCACAUCCUUGGAGGCGGUGUGUAAGGAAAACAUCACUGCUCUGUCUGGGCCUCCUGACUUGCCAUAUGGCGACGUGUCCAGGCGCUUGGUGACAUGCAUGAGAAAGAUUCAGGACCAUGGUCGUGCCCUGGAACCUGUGGUUUCUGGCAUCACUGCAGUCUACCACCACUAUGACUUUGACUCUGAUACCCCUGGGAAUGGGUAUCGCACACUGGUCAAGGUGUUGCAGUCUUGCCUUCUGCACAUCAUCCACAACGGCCGCUACAUUGCCUCUAACUGCCACAGGGCCUUCUUCAGGGCCGACCACAAUGCCUCAGAGAUGGAAGCCUAUGGCAGUGUCCUGUGUCAGCUACGGGCCCUCCUCUACAUUGCCCAGGGAAUGCUCCACGACAACAGUCCCGGGCAGCUGUACGGAGAGCAGGAGCUGAGCAGGUGGUUGGUGAGGGAGUAUGCCUCCAUGCACAAGGCCUGCUUCUACGGCCGCUGCCUGGGCUUUCAGUUCUCAUCUUCCCUUCGUCCGAUCCUGCAGUCAUUAAUCAUAAGCAUGGUCUCGUUUGGAGAGAGCUACGAAAAACAGCAUUCCGGGUUAGGCAUGGCAGCAUUCUCCCUCCUUACCUCUGGGAAGUAUGUCAUCGAUCCAGAGCUGAGAGGAGAAGAAUAUGAGCGGAUCACCCAGAACUUGGACAUGAAGUUCUGGAAGUCCUUCUGGAACCUCACCGAAUCAGAGCUUGUAUCGGGCUUUGCCAGUUUAACCUCUACCCUAGUGCAGGUGAACCUCACCCUGACCAUACCCCCUGAACCGCUACUCCUCCCCCUGGUCUCAGACCCCCGUCUCUCUACCCCUGUGUCCCCGCCAGUGGCCCACUGGGGCCCUGGACCUGUCAACAUGCGCCUCAUCUCCUAUGAGCUUCGAGAAGGACAGGACAGUAAAGAGCUGCUAGCCUUCGCUCGUACAGAAGCUCCACCCAUUUCCCUGUCUUUAGUACCGUUUGGUGCCCAGAAGCGACCUCCUUCCCCCUGGCUGUUGAUCCACUUCCAUGGAGGAGGCUUCGUGUCCCAGACCUCCAAAUCCCAUGAGAACUAUCUGAAGAGCUGGUCCAAGGAUCUGAAUGUCCCCAUCCUGUCUGUGGAUUACUCCUUGGCACCUGAGGCCCCCUUUCCCAGAGCCCUGGAGGAGUGCUUCUACACCUACUGUUGGGCCCUCAAGAACUGCCAUCUUCUGGGCUCCACUGCUGAGCGUGUGUGUCUGGCUGGGGACAGUGCUGGGGGGAACCUCUGCAUCACUGUGUCCAUGAGGGCCAUUGCCUGCGGUGUGCGCAUCCCUGAUGGAAUUAUGGCUGCAUAUCCUGCUACCCUGCUCACCAUUGAAGCCUCGCCCUCCCGCCUUCUCACCAGCUUUGACCUACUGCUGCCCUUAGGGGUGCUCUCCAAGUGUAUCAACGCCUACACAGGUGUAGACUCUGAGACGGUUCAGCCUACAGAGGGGAUCAGCACGUUGAGCGCUCUAGGUAGAGACACAGCCUCACUGAUCAGUGACCUCUCACACGGGGCGUCCAAAUGGAUCCAGUCCUUCAUUCCCGCAGAGGUCCUAGGGUCAUGGUCAUCGUCUCACCAGAGGUCCUUGGACAACAAGGCCCACCAGAGAUCAGUGUUGCCAUGUUCACCCGACUCCUCCUCAGGCCCCAGGGACUACCCAGAUGGCUUUGAGCCCCUGCGCUCCGAGCGCCUGUCUGUGAUCCAGCCGCAUAGCUGUCCCACCGUCAAGAACCCGUUUGUGUCACCCCUGCUAGCCUCUGACGACCUACUGCGUGGACUACCACAUGUACACAUAGUGGCCUCUGCACUGGAUGCUUUGCUGGAUGACUCUGUGAUGUUCGCCAGGAAACUGCGGAAUAUGGGCCAACCAGUGACCCUAAGGGUAGUGGAAGACCUCCCACAUGGCUUCCUUAGCCUAUCGGGAUACGCAGAGGAGAUAAAGGUGGCCUCCGACAUCUGCGUAGAGCGAAUCAGGGAGGUCUUCCAGCAGACAACUCUGCCUUCCUGUACUCGCAAGUGACCAAUGUUUGAAAGGAAUAAUAAUGGGGCUGACCAUCUGCCUAAUAAAACCAAGGGGAAAACUAGUUGUUGUCCUAACGAAAGUGAAAGAUAACACCCUUGCCUUUCUUGCACUUUUCUGACUAGCACUGACUGAAUGCUGCUUUAUUUAGGAAAACAUUUUCUAAUUAUGAGUGAUAUUUGAAGUUACUGGUUAAAGAGCAUCUGCUGAGGGUGAUGUCAAUGUUCACAGUUUAGUGUGUUUUAGUCCAGGAAAGGGUCAUGUCAUUUGUAAUUAAUUAAAUGUCAUAUUGCUUAAGGUUUGAGAACAAUACUGACGCAAAAAUGCAAUUUCACACAUUUUUAUUGAGUUAAAAAAACACUUGAGUGUCCUGGGAGGCUAUGGCUUUAGCAAGGGGCUUUGUGUGGGCCUAACAACCAUGUCUCCCUGUGGCAGAAGAGACGCCACACUAUACACCUUCACCUCAGGAUCAUGGGGUAAAACUUCCCAUACCUGUGAGCCUCAGACAACAAUAACACAAUGCUGGGAAGUCCUGUAUACCCAACCAUAAAAAGCCGAUACCAAUUAAUACAAAUGUAUACAUAUUUGUAAUAAUGACAAUUACAACAAUACUGAAUUAACACUUUUAUUUUAACUUAAUAUAAUACAUAAAAUCAAUUCAAAUCAAAGUGUAUUUGUCACGUGCGCCGAAUACAACAGGUGUAGACCUUACAGUGAAAUGCUUAAGCAAUUUAGUGUCAAAUAAAUAAUGAAACCUGUUCAAUUUGGUUUAAAUAAUGCAAAAACAGUGUUGGAGAAGAAAGUAAAAGUGCAAUAUGUGCCAUGUAAAAAAAGCUAAUGUUUAAGUUCCUUGCUCAGAACAUGAGAACAUGAAAGUUGGUGGUUCCUUUUAACAUGACUCUUCAAUAUUCCCAUUUAAGAAGAUUUAGGUUGUAGUUAUUAUAGGAAUUAUGACGCGUCAACUAUUUUUCUCUAUACCAUUUGUAUUUCAUAUACCUUUGACUAUUAGAUGUUCUUAUAGGCACUUUAGUAUUGUCAGCCUUAUCUCGGGAGUUGAUAGGCUUGAAGUCAUAAACAGCGCUGUGCUUCAAGCAUUGCUAAGAGCUACUGGCAAAUGUAGUAAAGUGCUGUUUGAAUGAAUGCUUACGAACCUGCUGCUGCCUACCACCACUCAGUCAGACUGCUCUAUCAAAUCAUAGACUUAAUUAUAAUAUAAUAAACACAGAACUACGAGCCUUUGAUCAUUAAUAUGGUCAAAUCCGGAUACUAUCAUUUCGAAAACAAAACGUUUAUUAUUUCAAUGAAGUACGGAACCGUUCUGUAUUUUAUCGAAUGGGUGGUAAGACUAAAUAUUGCUGUUACAUUGCACAACCUUCAAUGUUAUGUCAUAAUUGUGUAAAAUUCUGGCAAAUUAAUUAGUCUUUGUUAGGAAGAAAUGGUCUUCACACAGUUCGCAACGACCCAGGCAGCCCAAACUGCUGCAUAUACCCUGACUCUGCUUGCACUGAAUGCAAGAGAAGUGACGCAAUUUCCCUAGUUAAUAUUGCCUGCUAACAUGCAUCUAUUUUAACUAAAUAUGCAGGUUUAAAAAUGAUUUUAAGUAAGGUAUUGAUGUUCAUGGUUAGGUGCAUUUGUGCAACAAUUGUGCUUUUUUUUCGCGAAUGUGCUUUUGUUAAAUCUUCCCCCGUUUGGCUAAGUUGAAGUAGGCUGUGUUUCGAUGGUAAAUUUAACAGGCAACGCUUUGAUUAUAUGCAACGCAGGACAAGCUAGUUAACCUACUAAUAUCAUCAACCAUGUGAAGUUAUGUGAAGAUUGUUUUUUAUAAGAUAAGUUUCAUGCUAGCUAGCAACUUAGCUUGGCUCCUUGCAGCCACAAGGUCCUUUUGAUGCUCCACUCGCGUAACAGGUGGUCAGCCUGCCACACAGUCUCCUCGUGGAUUGCAAUGUAAUCAGCAAUAAUCGGCAUAAAAAAGGCUGAUUACCGAUUUGUUAUGAACUUGAAAUCGGCCAUAAUUAAUCAGCCAUGCCGAUUAAUCGGUCGACCGCUAAUCUCUUGGUCACAGAUACCUAAAAAAAUUAUAAUGGGCCUCGUGAUGUCUUUACGGUAUUCUUGUUCAUUCAAAUUGCCAUCGAUAAAAUGAAAUUGUUUGUUGUCUGUACUUUAUGCCUGCCCAUACCAUAACCCAAUUGCUGCCAUGGGGCACUCUGUUGUGAGGCCGGUUGGACGUACUGCCAAAUUCUCUAAAAUGAUGGAGGUGGCUUAUGGUAGAGAAAUUAACAUUAAUUUCUGGCAACAGCUCUAGUGAGCAUUCCUGCAGUCAACAUGCCAAUUGCACACUCAACUUGAGACAUCUGUGGCAUUGUGUUGUGAGUGGCCCUUUUGUCUUAUUGUCCCCAGCACAAGGUGCACCUGUGUAAUGAUCAUGCUGUUUAAUUUGGUUCUGAUAUGCCACACAUGUCAGGUGGAUGGAUUAUCUUGGCAAAGGAGAAAUGCUCACUAACAGGAAUGUAAACAAAUUUGUGCACAUUUUUGGGAUCUUUUAUUUCAGCUCAUGAAACAUGGGACCAACACUAAAACAUCUUGUGUUUUAUAUUUUUGUUCAGUGUAGUUGCUUAUUUCUUGUGUGCCUGAUGAUGUCCCUUAUUCUGUACUGGGCUUGCAAUAUCAAGUGUGCCAAGUGUGAUCUCAAUAAAAUGAUUCAUUGUCUAGUCUUUCUCAAGCCCGUGCCGGUCCAUGGAGGAAUGCAUGCUGGUCUGGAGUGUAUUUGUAUUGAAUAUGAUUUAGUUGGCUUUUUUGUGGUCUUUGGUUUAUUUGACUCAUAUAAAUACUUGCCUUGGGCCUACUUGCACAAUGCACUGAACGAAGCACUUGCCGCACAAAAAAAAUGGUGUUGGCAUGACUGUGUUUAGCUACACCACACAAGCUAGCUCUGCUGCGCAGCCUGCAUUAUUAUUUAAAAAAUUGUACAUUCAACUAGGCAAGUCAGUUAAGAACAAAUUCUUAUUUACAAUGACGGCCUACCCCGGCCAACGCUUUGCCAAUUGUGCGCCGGCCUAUGGGACUCCCAAUCAUGGCCGGAUGUGAUACAGCCUGGAUUCAAACCAGGGACUGUAGUGCCUCUUACAAUGAGAUACAGUGCCUUAGACUGCUGCGUCACUCGGGAUCCCAAAUAACAGCUGCCUGACAAAACCGGUCUGUGUGAUGUGUCAAGAUGCUAUUGUAAAGAACCUGUAAAGCCACAGAAACCCUCACGUUGUUUGUUGACUAGCGUUAACACAGAUUUCCCAUUAAAUAAUCACAUUUAUUUUAUUUGAAUGAACAUACAGUGCACACCAAAACUGACCAGCCGCACACCAAGCCUUCCCAAAAACUCUCCAACAUGUCUUCUGCAUCAUAACAUACAGCAACUCAUUUGCUUAACAUUGUGUGAUAGGCUGAGAGACUUUCGAAUGUAUAAAACAUUACAUUACCCCCUCAUGCUCGGAAACAACGCCAAAGGAAGGUUUGAUCCGGUUGUAGUGUAUCACGGCAUGAUAAGAUCCAUUACAAUGUACUACUUCAUACAGCACUUCUGACAUUUUGAAAGGACCCUUCAAUUUCUUUCUCAGUUUGAGUGACAACCCCUUUUCCCUCUGGUAGUCUCUAAGCCACACAUUAAUUGUCCUCAUACCUCUGGGGUGUCACCUUUAGAAUCCAAGUACUGCUUUUGUUUACCUGUGGCUUUUAUGUGAUUUCUCUUUACAGUGCUUAAAUACCCUUUUGCACAUACUGAGAAAAAUACUGUUCCCCUUCAUUUUGUGUUCCCAUAACCACAUCAACCAAUAAAGUAAUUUCAGCACCAAACAGCACCCUGUAUGGUGUGAACCCCGUGGAAGAUUGAAGACUACUCCUGUAUGACAUCAUCACAUAUGGGAGUAUCUCAUCCCAAUUUCUUUGAUUGUCAGCAUGUUGAUCAGAGUUCUGUUCAUGCUAUCCAUUAAACCAUCUGAUUGUG
This is a messenger RNA of Oncorhynchus kisutch (coho salmon), 6341 nucleotides long. RefSeq names its product hormone-sensitive lipase. Gene Ontology annotation, molecular function: triacylglycerol lipase activity; sterol ester esterase activity. Lineage: Eukaryota; Metazoa; Chordata; Actinopteri; Salmoniformes; Salmonidae. Gene Ontology annotation, cellular component: cytosol. The record is from RefSeq and is a predicted model, not a curated record. Gene Ontology annotation, biological process: triglyceride catabolic process; cholesterol metabolic process. The coding region runs from base 272 to 2347 and encodes 691 amino acids. The transcript has 12 exons.